AUGGCCGACGAAAUUAUGCCACCCAGGCCUGAAGUCGAAUUUGAUUUCAAUCUCACUCAUGGAAUCGAUGCCGACAAGAAUGCGGCCGAGAACCAUCGAAAUUCUCAUGGUUACCAAGAGCAUGACACCUCAACGAAAAGCAUCCGUAACAGCGCCGAAUAUGACCUUGAUAUCGACAUGCAUGAAAGGAGUGAUGGCGUUCACCACAGCGAAGAGACCAGUCAAGACCACAGUAAGGAUGACCAGAACUUAAGUCUCCAAAACAUGAACUUCAACAUGCUCGAGAAAGGCUUUUCCGAUGACGACGAUGCACCCGAAGCAUUCGAUCGCUCCUGGCUCGCUCACCAGGCCCGGAAGUCUCCACCGAAAACAAAUAAAUCGCCGAGGGCUGAUGAUGGAGACGAUGAAGCAAGUCCGAGAAGCAAGAAGCCAUGUCAGUCGCUCUUUGGGGGACCAGCGGAUGAGGCCGAAGGACACCAGUACGACGAUCUCUUCGAGGAACGUCCUGCAGAUCGCCUUGGGGAUCAGGUUGACGACUUACCUGAGACCGACAAUCCCAGACGAAGCAUUGGCAAUCGUAUGUCCAGUCAUAAUCUCGAACAGCAAGAGAGGGAGGACUGCCCAUCUGAGCAGCCACUCAAUCUUGGGUUCGUAUUUGGAGACUCUGAUAGAGAGAGUACGUCCCCCAGAGCAUCUCUAGCGCCAUCAGACAGCGGGAUCGGCAUUCCCGCCGAUACUCAGCCGGCCUAUAAGUUACGUCAAGGCAUCGACCGAAGGACUACGUACACAUAUGUCGACCAGGAUGAGUCUGGCAACUUCGAUCCCGCAAGUGAGCCCAAAAACAACGUGCAGAAGCUCAAACUGGCAAAGGCAGCGAAAGCCGCCAAAGCUGCACAACAGUUCAGGAAAGACAAGCAGCGCACACCUAGAGAAAUGGUCAUGAAGUGCAUCGUCAAACUUCGCAUCGAGAGGUUCGGCAAUGUAAAGAAUAUCACCGAUGAUGAGGAGAACUGGCCAGGAGACUGGUCAGACGUUGAUUCCGAAACUGAGCGCGAACUACAAGAGUAUCGUGCGUUUUUCCGCCGCAAUACACCCGAUCGCAACAUGCAGCUCCCAAUCCAAGAUCCUCGCUCCGAGGUUGAGGAUCUGACAGGCCAUCCAGUAGCGCGAGGCUGCAUAUCAUGUCGCAUCCACGGAACAGAUUGCUCUUUAGUAGCAGGCGGUACAUACCCUUGUCAGCACUGCUGCGACCAAGACCAAGACUGCGAACCUAUCAUCCCACCUACCGAGAAAGGCCGCUGCAAACAAUGUGUCGAUGACGGCAAUGAUUACUGCUCCUUUGAAGACGAGCCUGGUCAAGCCAUUUGCGAUCAUUGCGCGGAAGAUGAGCAUAUUUGCGAAGCGCUUCCGCCGGUAGGCUACCGCGCAGAAAGGAUCAUCAUCGACGAGGUGAUCUAUACCGAGGAUCGACCCUACAUACAAUGCACGAACUGUCGUCGAGAGAAAAAGCGCUGCAGCUUGAAGAAGAAGACAGAUAGGCCUCCAUGCAAAUACUGCAAAAAGCACAAUAUUGGCUGCACCUUCUACGAGAUCCCGAAGGUCGCCAAAGAGAAAAAGGUCAAAGUGAAGGGACCGACCGAAGGAGAUGCACCUGAAGUCGCUGUGCCGGACCAUGAUUAUUUCACCAAGGAAGAUCUGGACGAUUUGUACGGAGAAGAUGUGCAGAUGGGGUCACGCUCUCCAACCCCCGAGAUUGAAAUGGAAGAUAACACUGGCCACAAAGGUAGGCUGACAAAGGUCAAGACCAGCUUUGCCCAUCCCAUCCAGUUCGGCGCCGUCGAGAACACUUCCGACUGCAACUUUUGUGACAUCCCUGUGUUCGGUUUCGUCGGACACUUCGAGAGGGAGGUUCAUGUGAUUCGUUGGUACGGUGAACAUGGCUAUACUGAAGUUGGCGGUGGUCAUGCGGAGAACCAGAGGGGCGGAACGACCAUGUGCCAGAGUUGCACGAUUGGCAGGGCACAGAUCGUGGCUUGCGAAAACCAUGACAUUCAGCACAUCUUUCCCGAUGACACGAUCUCAAGUUUCGAAGAGACAUUCGCCGACCUUCUAGAAGCCGCUGAAGAAUCGGCCGAAAUCCAACAACAACUCCAGCGUUGGUGUUCGAUGUGCUUCUCACCCGCCAGGUUCACCUGCUGCACGCGCCAGAUCUCGCUGUUCUCGACCGAUGAUCCCGAGGCGGAGAUCGACGGAUGUGGUCUAAGGCUCUGUACUAGCUGCGAGAUCAAGCUUAGAGAGGGCUUUGAUGGAGAUACCAGUCUUAUGGCCGAAACGCUGGACCGUGAGGGGAAGGCUAAAGCGGAAGAUGAGGACCCCACUGACGUGAUGGUGGUAAGGGCAGAUGUAGGGUUCCUUUCUAGGGAAGGACUACUAAUGAGAAACCUGGAACUCGAGGCAGAGAAAGCAGACAUUUAG
Alternaria atra is the source of this 2475-nucleotide messenger RNA. RefSeq lists its product as uncharacterized. The transcript is spliced from 3 exons. The record is from RefSeq and is a predicted model, not a curated record. Gene Ontology annotation, biological process: regulation of DNA-templated transcription. Lineage: Eukaryota; Fungi; Ascomycota; Dothideomycetes; Pleosporales; Pleosporaceae. The coding region runs from base 1 to 2475 and encodes 824 amino acids. Gene Ontology annotation, molecular function: zinc ion binding; DNA-binding transcription factor activity, RNA polymerase II-specific.